This is a messenger RNA of Yamadazyma tenuis ATCC 10573, 4404 nucleotides long. RefSeq names its product pleiotropic drug resistance family ABC transporter. Gene Ontology annotation, biological process: xenobiotic detoxification by transmembrane export across the plasma membrane. Gene Ontology annotation, cellular component: membrane. The record is from RefSeq and is a predicted model, not a curated record. Gene Ontology annotation, molecular function: ABC-type transporter activity; ATP hydrolysis activity; ATP binding. Lineage: Eukaryota; Fungi; Ascomycota; Pichiomycetes; Serinales; Debaryomycetaceae.
AUGGAAUCUAUUCAUAGUCAAAAAGAUUUAACCCCGAUCUACGAAGGGUUUACCACCGGCGUCGAGGCCGAAAUCCAGCAGUUGGCGAGGCAAGUCAGCAAGCACAGUAGCAUUGCCACCGAUAAUUCCGGGGAUCUUGGUCUCACAAGAACCUUGACCUCGCUACUGGAAGUACCUGGAGUAAACCCAUUUGUUGAUGAUAUAGACCCUCGUCUAGACCCCAAUUCCAACUCUUUCGACUCCAAGUUCUGGGUCAAAAAUCUCCGGAAAUUGACCGAAAGCGAUCUGGAAUAUUACAAGCCAUCGCAGGUGGGAGUGGCAUUCAAGGAUUUGAGAUGCUUUGGGGUAGCAAUGGAUGCUGACUACCAGAGUAACUUUUUGAACGGAGUGUACAAGUCCAUCACACAAACUAUACAAAAAAACACUAGGAACCAUCAGCAAGGGCUGUAUGAUAUUUUGAAGCCCAUGGACGGGUUGAUUCGCCCAGGCGAAUUGACGGUGGUGUUGGGGCGCCCUGGUGCCGGGUGUUCCACCUUCUUGAAAACAGUGGCAGUGCAAACUUACGGGUUCAACGUGGCACCCGAGUCCCAAAUCAGCUAUGACGGGAUUCUGGCCAGCGAUAUGAAUAAGCACUAUGCUGGAGAGAUUGUGUACUGUGCUGAAACUGAAAACCAUUUCGCACACUUGACGGUGGGAGACACUUUGAAAUUUGCAGCCAUUAUGAGGACUCCGCGGAACCGACCCUUGGGAGUUUCCAGAGAUCAGUACGCCCAGCACAUGGCAGACGUGGUGUUGGCAACCUAUGGGUUGCUUCACACCAAAAACUCACGGGUGGGAAACGACUUUAUCCGGGGAAUUUCUGGAGGUGAACGAAAGCGUGUUUCUAUCGCCGAGGCAGCUUUAUCCCAGAGUAAAGUCCAGUGCUGGGACAACUCUACCAGAGGCUUAGACUCGGCCACCGCAUUAGAGUUUGUCAGAGCAUUACAGACAUCGGCACGGGUACAAAAAGUGACUCCAUUGAUAGCCAUUUACCAGUGUUCACAGGAUGCGUACGACUGUUUCGACAAGGUGCUCUUAUUGUACGAAGGUUAUGAGAUCUAUUUUGGCAGCGCUCGUGCCGCCAAACAAUAUUUCCUAGACAUGGGAUUCGAAUGCCCACCCCGGCAGACCACCGCCGACUACUUAACCUCCCUAACCAACCCACAUGAGAGAGUGACAAAGGCUGGUUUCGAAGGGAAAGUACCGGUGACUCCAGAGGACUUUUACCAAUACUGGCGCCGGUCUUCUACUAGAGCUCAAUUACUUACCGAAAUUGACGCGUACCUCGAAGAAACAAGUGGUCAUAGAGCUGACUUUGAUACCAUGCAUCGGGCCAGGCAGUCGAAGGCCUCAAGACCGGGGUCUCCAUAUACUGUAUCCUUUGGAAUGCAGGUGAAGUACAUCACGCAAAGAAACUACUUACGGUUUUUAGGAGACCCUUCAAUCACCUUAUUCAUGAUUAUCUCCCAUAUCAUUAUGUCAUUGGUAGUGUCAUCAGUGUUCUACAAUUUACCAUUUGACACUUCCUCGUUUUACUACAGAACCGCAGUACUUUUUUUUGCAACCUUGUUUAAUGCGUUUUCUUCCAUGUUAGAAAUAUUCAGUUUGUACGAGGCGAGGCCAGUGGUAGAGAAACAUAAGACAUAUGCAUUAUAUCAUCCUGCAGCCGAUGCGUUGGCAUCGAUUUUCUUUGAACUCCCUGAGAAAUUGCUAAGUGGUAUAUCCUUCAACUUGAUCAUAUAUUUCAUGUGUAAUUUGAAGAGAGAGCCAGGAGCUUUCUUCUUUUUCCUUUUGACAGGUUUUGGGGCAACUUUAACCAUGUCCCAUGUUUUCAGAACCUUGGGUGCAUCCACAAAGACUUUGUACCAGGCCAUGAAUCCUGCAGGGCUCAUCUUAUUGAUUCUUGUGAUCUAUUCUGGAUUCGUCAUUCCUUAUCCUAAUAUGCUUGGAUGGUCCAGGUGGAUUAAGUACUUGAACCCCAUAUCCUAUACAUUCGAAGCCAUGAUUGCAAAUGAGUUCCACGGAAGAGAAUUUCCUUGUGUGUCGUUUAUCCCAAGUGGUUCUGGUUAUCCCCUGAAUGGUACUUCUAUUGCUUGUAGUGUGGUAGGAUCUGAACUCGGAAGCUCUUUUGUCAAUGGGGAUGUUUAUAUUGACACUGCUUUUACGUAUAGGUGGGGGCAUGCCUGGAGGAAUUUUGGUAUCAAUGUUGGUUUUAUGCUUUUUUUCCUAUUCACGUAUAUUAUUCUAUGUGAGUUCAACAAGGGUGCUAGGCAAAAGGGAGAGAUUUUAUUGUUUCAAAGAAGCAAAUUAGCCAGAUUGAAGAAAGUGGUUGUGGAUGAGGAGUCUGGAUCCACAGAAAAGGUCCACGAUAAUGAUGUUUCCAAUAGCGACGAUUCUUCGGAAGAAAAGCAUAUUGAAAAACACGAAAACAUUUUCCAUUGGAGACAGUUGAACUAUGAAAUCACCAUCAAGAAAGAUACUAGAACUAUAUUAACUGAUAUUGAUGGUUGGGUUAAACCUGGCCAAGUCACUGCUUUGAUGGGAGCUUCAGGUGCUGGUAAGACAACUUUGUUAAAUGCUUUGAGUGAAAGAUUAACUAUCGGUAAAAUCACCAACGGAAAGAGAAUGGUCAACGGACAUAUGUUAGAUUCUUCAUUCCAGAGAUCAAUUGGUUAUGUGCAGCAACAAGAUUUACAUUUGGAAACUGCCACAGUCAGAGAAUCAUUAACUUUUUCAGCCUAUUUGAGACAGCCUGAAAGUGUUUCAAAGGAAGAAAAAGACCGUUAUGUUGACUAUACUAUCAAGUUGUUGGAGAUGGAGAAGUAUGCUGAUGCAGUGGUAGGUGUAACCGGUGAAGGCUUGAAUGUUGAGCAAAGAAAAAGAUUGACUAUUGGUGUGGAAUUGGUUGCUAAGCCAAAGCUUUUGGUGUUUUUGGAUGAGCCUACGUCUGGUUUGGAUUCCCAAACCGCUUGGUCUAUUUGUAAAUUGAUCAGAAAAUUGGCUGACGAAGGCCAAGCUAUCUUAUGUACCAUUCAUCAACCUUCAGCCAUUCUAUUGAAGGAGUUUGACAGGUUAUUAUUUUUGCAGGCGGGUGGACAAACGGUGUAUUUCGGUGAUUUAGGUGAUGAGUGUAACACUUUAAUCAAUUACUUUGAAAAAUAUGGAGCCUCAAAAUGUCCCCCUAAUGCCAAUCCUGCUGAAUGGAUGUUGGAAGUGGUGGGAGCUGCUCCUGGAUCUCAUGCUAAUCAAGACUACUAUCAAGUUUGGAAAAAUUCCACUGAAUACCAAGAUGUUCAAAAGGAGUUAGACUACAUGGAACAAGAGUUAUCCCAAUUGCCCAAAGAUGAAUCAAAAGAGAGUUUUAAAUCUUAUGCUUUACCCAUCUACAAACAAUACUGGAUUGUCACGAAGAGAGUUCUCCAGCAGUAUUGGAGAACAAACUCUUACUUAUAUUCCAAGUUCACUAUGGUCAUUGCCACUUCUCUUCUUAACGGAUUUUCUUUCUUCAAAGCUAAUAACACUUUGCAAGGUUUACAGAACCAGAUGUUUUCAGUCUUUAUGAUGUUGACGCUUUUUCAAAACUUGGUUCUUCAGUAUCUUCCAAUAUUUGUUAAGCAAAGGGAUUUAUAUGAAGUUAGAGAAAGACCUUCCAAGACAUUCAGUUGGUUCACCUUUAUUCUUUCCCAAAUUACUGCUGAAGUUCCUUGGGCUAUAGCAGCUGGAACAGUUGAAUUUUUCUGCUGGUAUUAUCCUGUUGGGUUCUACUCCAAUGCGAUCCCAACAAAGGCUGUGAAUGCAAGAAGUGGCUUCAUGUGGUGGCUUGUGGUAUUAUUUUUCGUGUAUUCUUCUAGUAUGGCCCAAGCGGUGAUUUCGUUUAUGGAAACUGCUGAUAAUGCUGGUAACUUGGGUAUGGUGUUAUUUUCCUUCUGUCUUCUUUUCUGUGGUGUAUUAUCCACUUCGGCUCAUAUGCCUGGGUUCUGGAUAUUCAUGUACAGAGUCAAUCCUUUCACCUACUUUGUUAGUGCAGCUUUGUCUACUGCAUUAGCCAAGUCGACUGUUGCUUGCUCUGAUGCAGAAUUGACAAGGUUCCUUCCACCAACAAAUUACACUUGCGAACAAUAUAUGGAAGGAUAUAUGGCCGUUGCUAAAGGUUACUUGGUGAAUCCUGUGUCUACAGGAGAAUGUCAGUAUUGUAAGAUGAGUUCUACAGACGCUUAUUUGGAGCAAAUAAGUGCAAAUUUUGACACCAGAUUUAGAGACAUGGGUAUUUUCAUUGCCUUCAUUUUCAUUAACUAUAUCAUUACCAUUUGCUUGUAUUGGCUCGCCCGGGUGCCAAAGAGAUCCAAGCACAGAAAGACUUCGUAA